Molecule: messenger RNA, 1911 nt
Organism: Penicillium mononematosum
Lineage: Eukaryota; Fungi; Ascomycota; Eurotiomycetes; Eurotiales; Aspergillaceae
Product: GMC family oxidoreductase
Exons: 1
Coding region: 1-1911 (636 amino acids)
Biological process (GO): secondary metabolite biosynthetic process
Molecular function (GO): oxidoreductase activity, acting on CH-OH group of donors; flavin adenine dinucleotide binding
Source: RefSeq, a predicted model, not a curated record
AUGCAUGCUACCAAUAUUGUGCCUUCUCUACUCAUAUCAUCCCUGCCGGGAUUUGUAUCGGCGACUUCGCCGAACUUGAAUCUCUUUGCCUACGGCAAUCCCGGCCCUUUGCUUGGCACAUCUUUCGGCAUUCCAAGCGCGAAUGCGACUUUCGACUAUGUCGUCGUUGGCGGAGGCAACGCCGGACUCACCAUCGCAAGCCGUCUGGCACAGAAUCAAACAGUGAGCGUUGCAGUCGUUGAGGCGGGCGGCUUCUAUGAAACUGAUAACGGAAAUUACUCCGUUGUCCCUGGGUAUUCCAGCUAUUACACCGGCUCAGACCCAACAGACUAUCAGCCGCUCGUCGACUGGGGAUUCAGUACGCAACCUCAGCCUGGAUCGGGAGGCCGGGUCUUGCAUUAUGCCCGAGGCAAGACCUUGGGAGGUUCCUCGGCUAGGAACUAUAUGCUCUAUCAGCGGCCGACGGUUGACAGCAUGCAGCGCUGGGCGGAUGAGGUAGAUGACCAGAGCUACACUUUCGAAAAUUUAUUGCCUUACUUCAAAAAGUCUGUUCACUAUACCCCUCCUAACCAGGCGCUAUACAGCAAUUCCACGAACAGCCAGACUCCAAAUGCGUUCAGUCCCACAGGCGGGCCGCUAGAGGUCUCGUUUAGCAAUGCUGUGCAUGCACUUGGAUCGUGGUGCCAGAAGGCAUUUAUAGCCCUUGGUAUGAAGCAGAUCGAUGGAUUCAACAGUGGUGAAUUGCUUGGCUCUGCCUUCGCAACCUUCACCAUUGACCCGCGAAAUGCGCAUCGCUCCAGCUCCGAGUCCAGCUUUCUUCAGGCCGCGUUAAACAAAAGCGUCGCGCCCACAGUAUACAAGAAUACUAUGGCGCAAAAGAUCUUAUUCGACCGGAAUAAUAAGCGUGCUACAGGAGUCCAAGUAUCGACUGAAGGCACGUUUGGUACUCAGUCGGUCAACUUUACGCUCCAUGCUCGCAACCAAGUUAUUCUAUCAGCUGGUGCCUUCCAGUCUCCUCAGUUACUGAUGGUCUCGGGCAUUGGACCCUGCGACGAUCUGCGUAGCUUUGACAUUCCCUGCAUCAAAAACCUCCCAGGCGUAGGCCAAAACAUGCAAGAUCACCCAGUCUUCGGGACUUCACACCGCGUGAACGUCCUCACGGCCUCGGCGUCAGCCAAUAACACAACGCUAGCAGCACUUAGUUCAAAGCAGUACAUACAAAAUGCCACAGGGCCCCUUUCUAUUACUGGGGCAGGCUACUACGGCUGGGAGAAACUGCCCAACCCGUUCCGCUCAAACCUGACUCGCAAAUCUCGUCUCACGUUAUCAAGCUUCCCAUCCGACUGGCCAGAACUGGAAUGGUUACCGAUCAUUGCGUUCAACGGCUAUAAUCUCAACAAAGUCACGGCCGAUCCGAAGGACGGACAUCAAUAUGCAACGCUCAGUGGAGCAUUGAUUGCUCCUCUAUCUCGCGGUUCGGUUCGUCUCGCUGGUCCCAGUAUGAACACCCCGCCCUUGAUCGAUCCUCGAUGGCUUGCAGAUCCAACCGAUACGGAUCUUGUUAUUCAGGCUUUCAAGCGGCAGCGGCAGAUUUGGGCGGAGUUGGCUAAGCUAGGCGUCGCCGAGCAGGAGGAGUAUUUCCCGGGCUUCAAUGUUUCCACUGACGAGCAGAUUCUUGAGUUUAUUCAACAGAGUAUGACUACUGUGUACCAUGCUUCAGCCACGUGCAAGAUGGGACGCAAGAAUGAUAAGAUGGCUGUGGUUGACAGUCAUGCCAAUGUGUAUGGUGUGCAGGGGCUGAGAGUUGUCGAUGCCAGCAGUUUCCCAUUUCUCCCGCCAGGUCAUCCCCAAUCUAUUGUGUAUGCAUUUGCUGAGAAGACUGCGGAUGAGAUAUUAGACAUUGUUGAAUGA